AUGCGUUCACUCGUUGCAUACACUCUUUUGUCUUCGGCCACUCUCGCUGUUGCUGUUGACCCUCGCUUCGAGUAUCCAGACACAGUCCCUCUUGUCAAGCGUCAACAGCCCGGUACUCCUCAGUAUGCCUGUCACGAGGAUUGCGGUCUUCUCAUCACCCUGGCUCGUGAAAACAAAGACUUUUGCGACAGCCAAGAGUGGAAUGAGCACUAUGAUAAAUGCAUCGAAUGUGCAGAGACCUACGGUAUCUGGAAGUACUACGGAAGUGGUGUGAGCAAGGUCGCCGGACAGUGUGACCUCUCUCCUACUCCCAGUCCCUCUGGUGCUGCGACCGAGGAGACUACUACUGCUAGCAGCGAUGGGCCCGGAACAACAGUUUCUGUAAAGACCACUACGGAAGCACCGACUACUGUUGUCUCGACCACUAGCGCAAUCGAGUCUACCAUUAUCGCGACUCCUUCAGCCAUGACGACAACAGAUGUUUCCUCUGUCAAUACGGCAACCUCAACCCCCGAGCCUUCUAGUGUUGCCGUCAACAGCGCUGCUAAGCACUUCGAGCUCACCCCCGCUAUUGUCUUUGUGGCGUUCGCUAUCUUUAACCUCUACUAG
Messenger RNA from Fusarium pseudograminearum CS3096, 609 nucleotides. RefSeq lists its product as uncharacterized. The transcript has 2 exons. The record is from RefSeq and is a predicted model, not a curated record. Bases 1 to 609 code for a protein of 202 amino acids. Lineage: Eukaryota; Fungi; Ascomycota; Sordariomycetes; Hypocreales; Nectriaceae.